AUGAUCUUUUAUGUUCCAAAAGUGGUUGAGCAGGCUCACUCUUUGUUGGAUCAGUUACACCGAUAUAAACUGUCUUCAGUAAAAGAAACAAGUUUGCAAAUGGUUUGUUACAAUCCUCAAUCGGGUUUUUAUACUUCAUCAAUUUCGAUUAAACGGCCAUUAAUCAAAGAUUUAUGUCUUAACUAUGGAGAACAAUUUAUUGAAGUGCAUGAAAAAUUGCUAAAACGACUCAAUGAAACCGAUUCAACUGGUAUUACUUUCUUACAUGGGCCACCGGGAACUGAGAAAACUUAUUAUAUUCGCUAUUUAAUUCACGAAAUUAGUGAGAAAAUGUUGAUCUAUAUUCCACCAGAUUUAGUGACGGCAAAUUCGGAGAAUAUCACACUUGAUCGUAAAGAAAGUGUCAAUCCCAAUCAAGCUGUUAGCAAUCUGCUAAAUCUUAGCGAUGGAUUUUUAGGUGAUGCAACGCAUCAGCAAAUAAUUGCGACAUUUAAUUGUGAAAUCAAAAACAUCGAUCCCGCUUUAUGUCGCGAAGGACGUUUAUUAGCUGAACAUAAAUUUGAUAAAUUAUCAGUGGAAAAUAGUCAACGUUUAUCGAAAGAAUUGGGCAUUGAAAAAGCAGAUCAAAUUCAAAUACCAGUGACUUUAGCGGAAAUUUAUGCGAAGAAAAUCUUGUAA
Molecule: messenger RNA, 678 nt
Organism: Adineta ricciae
Lineage: Eukaryota; Metazoa; Rotifera; Eurotatoria; Adinetida; Adinetidae
Source: the annotation of a GenBank genome assembly